UGCGCGGCCCAGCCUGCCCCGCGGUCACCGCGUGCUACUGUGGGGGGCUUCCGGACCCAAAGACUGGGCCGGGGGUCCGCGAGGGUGGCGGGCCCCGGAGCUCGACCAGCCCACCUCAAGAUUAGAACUAUAAAGAAAACCUGAUGUGGCCUUUCUGGUUUGUCCCAAGCCGAUUAUUUUCCCAGAUGUAUUGUGGCCUGAAGCCUCCAGCCUCCACACAAAUCAAGAUUUGCCUGACAAUGGCUCGUCCAAGUUCAAGUAUGGCCGAUUUUCGGACAUUUUUUGCAAAAGCAAAGCACAUAGUCAUCAUUUCAGGGGCUGGUGUUAGUGCCGAAAGCGGGGUUCCGACCUUCAGAGGAGCCGGAGGUUAUUGGAGAAAAUGGCAGGCUCAGGACCUGGCGACCCCACAGGCCUUUGCCCACAACCCAUCUCGCGUGUGGGAGUUCUACCACUACCGGCGCGAGGUUGUGCGCACCAAGGAGCCCAAUCCUGGGCACCUCGCCAUUGCCGAGUGUGAGGCCCGGCUAGGCAAACAGGGCCGACGGGUCAUGGUCAUCACCCAGAAUAUUGAUGAGUUGCACCGCAAGGCUGGCACCAAGAACCUUCUGGAAAUCCAUGGUAGCUUAUUUAAAACUCGAUGUACCUCUUGUGGAGUUGUGGCCGAAAAUUACAAGAGUCCAAUUUGUCCAGCUUUAUCAGGAAAAGGUGCUCCAGAACCUGAAACUCAAGAAGCCAGAAUCCCCGUUGAGAAACUUCCCCGGUGCGAAGAGGAAGGGUGCGGAGGCUUGCUGCGACCUCAUGUUGUGUGGUUUGGAGAAAACCUGGAUCCUGCCAUUCUGGAGGAGGUUGACCGAGAGCUCACCCUCUGUGAUUUAUGUCUAGUGGUGGGCACUUCCUCUGUGGUGUACCCAGCUGCCAUGUUUGCCCCCCAGGCGUCUGCCAGGGGAGUGCCAGUGGCCGAGUUUAACAUGGAGACCACCCCUGCCACAAACAGAUUCAGGUUUCAUUUCCAGGGACCCUGUGGUACAACUCUUCCUGAAGCGCUUGCCCCUCAUGAAAAUGAAACUGUUUCUUAAGUCUCCUAGGAAAGAGAAAAUAUAGUAUGUCUAAGAACUGGACCACACACAGGAUAAACUGUCUUGUGGGCAGUGAGUGAACUAUUGGACCAUCUAAAAAUAUCCCCUGAUUCCCUGGCAGGAAUCCAAGCUGUUGGUAAAUGGUGGGAAACUUAGAGGUUGCAAGAGCAAAUGUAUUUAAGAAGUCAAGAUGACUGUGGGAUAUGGUGGCUCGUGCCUAUAAUCCUAGCACUCUGGGAGGCCGAACUGGGUGGAGCUCAGGAGUUUGAGACCAGCCCCGGCAAGAGGAAGACCCUAUGUCUACUAAAAGUAGAAAAAAACUAGCUGAGCUUUGUGGAAGCGCCUGUCAGUCAUCCCAGCUACUCAGGAGGCUUGAGGCAAGAGGAACUCUUGAGCCCAAGGGUUUGAGGUUGCCGUGAGCCAUAGCACCACAGCAUUCUACCCAGGGUGACAGAGUGAGACUCUGUCACAAAAAAAAAAAAGGCAAACAAAAAGAAGCUAGAGAACUGUGAAGUGAAUUCAUGCUGUCUGAUUGAACUGAAGCAUAAGAUACCUUUGAUGUAUUUGGUUGGUUAUUGGGAGGGAACAAAUGUUCUAAUUGUCUAAAAGAUGUAAUUUUCCUGAUUCUAUUUUUGCCAAAGAUAGAAAUAAAGGG
Nycticebus coucang (slow loris) is the source of this 1731-nucleotide messenger RNA. RefSeq names its product NAD-dependent protein deacylase sirtuin-5, mitochondrial. Bases 144 to 1076 code for a protein of 310 amino acids. Gene Ontology annotation, molecular function: protein-succinyllysine desuccinylase activity; protein-malonyllysine demalonylase activity; NAD+ binding. The record is from RefSeq and is a predicted model, not a curated record. The transcript has a single exon. Lineage: Eukaryota; Metazoa; Chordata; Mammalia; Primates; Lorisidae.